Verticillium nonalfalfae is the source of this 1029-nucleotide messenger RNA. RefSeq lists its product as uncharacterized. NCBI's taxonomy places the organism in Eukaryota, Fungi, Ascomycota, Sordariomycetes, Glomerellales, Plectosphaerellaceae. The record is from RefSeq and is a predicted model, not a curated record. The coding region runs from base 1 to 1029 and encodes 342 amino acids. Gene Ontology annotation, molecular function: methyltransferase activity. The transcript has 4 exons.
AUGGAGUCGGGUUCCAGUGGGUAUGACAAUGACAGCGAGCCCAUUGAGCCUGCGCCCCUCGACAUGCUCGAGGACCACGACUUCGCCGGCUUUUCCGACUAUGGGACUUCACUCGGGACCUCCGGUUUCACCUCGCUGGCCUCCUACGUCCUGCGUCACUCCCAUCAAGAUGGCCGGCGCUACCAGUCCUUCCGGCCGGGCGAGUACCCCAUCCCCAACGACGACAUCGAGCAAGAGCGAGAGGAGAUGAAGCACCAGAUGAUCAAGAGACUCUUUGACGGCAAUGACUACCUCGCCCCCAUCGGCGAUCACCCGCAGAGGAUCCUCGACAUCGGGACAGGCGUCGGCUUAUGGGCCAUUGACGUGGCCGAUAAGUUUCCCAGUGCCCAGGUCAUCGGCGUCGACAUCACGCCGAUCCAGACGAGCUGCAUACCGCACAAUGUCAUAUGGAGGAUAGACGACAUUCAGAACACCACGUGGGACCCUCCAUAUGCCAACCUUGACUUUGUUCACCUUCGAUCCGUCACAGUCAUCUUGUCUGAUCCAGUGGGCGUACUGGAAUCGACGUUCAAACACCUCAACCCGGGGGGUUGGGUUGAGCUUCAGGAUGUCGGAUCCAACAUCUUUUGUGACGAUGACACCAUGCCGUCAAACCACCCAAUGCUCCAUUUCAUGGAUCGCUUCGUCAACAUGUUCGGUCCCGCUCACCGAUGCAGUCUUGGCAUCAUGUCCACCAUUCAUGAAGAUCUCGAGCGCAUCGGCUUCACGCAUAUCCACGUACGCCGGCACAAGAUGCCCAUCGGAGCGUGGGCCAAGGAUAGAAAGCGCCGCGAGAUUGGUCUCUUCAUGAGCAAGCACGUUCUCUGGCAACUGGUGCGUGCCGUGCUCGUCAAGUGGCCGGAGAUGGGCCUCCAGUCGAAACAGGAGGCUGAGGUCUUGGAGCACGAGAUCAGAAAAGCCUUCGAAGACCCUGGAAUCCACGCCUACCUGCCGUGGUACUCAGUGUGGGCACAAAAGCCGUACACAUGA